Molecule: messenger RNA, 2487 nt
Organism: Colletotrichum orchidophilum
Lineage: Eukaryota; Fungi; Ascomycota; Sordariomycetes; Glomerellales; Glomerellaceae
Exons: 5
Coding region: 1-2487 (828 amino acids)
Biological process (GO): carbohydrate metabolic process
Molecular function (GO): alpha-L-fucosidase activity
Source: RefSeq, a predicted model, not a curated record
AUGAAGACUACGUCGAGCUGGGCACUGACAUUGUGUGCCAGCUUCGCGUUGUGCGAAGCCCGUUCUCUCUGGUCUUCGAUCCCCACGACGUACGGAGAUUCGAGUUCCGACACAUACUUGCUCAAGACUGGCUAUCCUAUUGGCAACGGCAAACUCGGGGCGAUCCCGUUCGGUCCGCCUCAUGCGGAAAAGGUCAACUUGAACAUUGACUCCCUGUGGGCGGGUGGCCCUUUUGAGGCUUCGAACUACACAGGUGGCAACCCUACAGAGCCAAAGUAUGGAGCUCUUCCUAAGAUCCGCUCAACCACCUUUGAGAAUGGAACCGGAGACGUCUCCCCCAUCCUCGGCUCGGGAGCGAACUACGGAGGUAACCGCGUUCUAGCCAACAUGACAGUCACAAUCGACGGCGUGGGCAACUACACCUCCUACAAGAGGACUCUCGACCUGACAACUGGCGUUCACUCGACAAAGUUCACCGCAAACGCCGCAAACUACGAGAUCACACAGCUCUGCUCGUACCCGGACCAAGUAUGCGUAUACCACAUCGCCUCCUCCUCCUCCUCUUCCGCCUCCAUACAUGUGGCGACCUUGCCCGCCGUCACGAUAGGUUUCGAGAACCAGCUCAUCGCAACCGACACCUUCAACACCAGCUGCGGUGGGGAUCACGUCCGCUUCACCGGCGUCACGCAGCUCGGGCCGCCCGAGGGCAUGAAGUUCGACUCCAUCGCAAAGUUGUCCAGAGACUCCGCGUCCGCAGCCGCCGCCACCAACUGCACAACCUCCGGCAUGAUGCAAAUCACGCCCGGCACAGGCCAAAAGACUUUGACAAUCGUCAUCAGCGCCGAGACAAACUACGACCAGAAAAAAGGCAACGCAGCAAACUCCUACUCCUUCAAAGGCCAAGACCCAGGUCCCACCGUCCAAACCCUCUCCUCCGCCGCAUCUUCAAAGCCCUAUUCCGACAUCCUGUCCUCCCACAUUGCAGACUACCAACGCCUCCAAUCCGCCUUCCAACUGACCCUCCCGGACCCCCUCUCCUCGGCCGAAAGAGAAACAGCAGACCUCAUCCAGGAAUACCUCUACACCUCCCCCGGCGACCCCUACCUCGAAGCCAUCCUCUUUGACUACGCCCGCCACCUCCUCAUCGCUUCCUCCCGCGAGAAUUCCCUCCCUGCCAACCUCCAGGGCCGCUGGACGGAGCAGCUCUCGCCCGCGUGGAGCGCGGAUUACCACGCCAACAUCAACCUCCAGAUGAACUACUGGCACGCCGACCAGACGGGCCUCGCAGAGACGCAGGUCGCGCUGUGGAAUUACAUGGAGGAUACCUGGGUGCCCAGGGGCACCGAGACCGCGGCGCUGAUAUACAACGCCAGCGGAUGGGUUGUACACAACGAGAUGAAUAUCUUUGGACAUACGGCCUUGAAGGAGGGCGCCGAGUGGGCAAACUACCCAGCAGCAGCAGCCUGGAUGAUGCAAGAAGUCUACGACGCCUUCGAAUACACCCAAGACACAACCUGGUUCGCCCGCCAAGGCUACCCCCUCAUCAAGGGCGUCGCCGCUUUCUGGCUCACCCAGCUCCAAGACGACACCUUCUCCUCCGACGGGGCCCUCGUCGUAAACCCCUGCAACAGCCCAGAGACCGGCCCCACGACCUUUGGCUGCGCACACUACCACCAAGUGAUCCACCAAGUCUUUGACUACACCCUCCGCGGCGCAACCUUCCUCCCCGAUCCCCCUUCCCCCGAAUCACAGCAGUUCCUCGACGCCGUGGCCGCCUCCCUCGCAAAACUAGACAAGGGCGUCCACAUCGCCUCCUGGGGCGGCCUCAAGGAAUGGAAGCUCCCCGAAGAACCACCCUACAACGCCGACAAACCCUCGACGCACCGCCACCUCUCCCACCUAACAGGCUGGUAUCCAGGCGCCUCCCUCUCCGCCUUCCUCGCCGGCUACACGACAAACCUCCCCCUCCAAUCCGCCGUCCGGGAAACCCUCCUCUCGAGAGGCAUGGGCAACGCCCCCGACGCAAACGCAGGCUGGGCCAAAGUCUGGCGCGCAGCCUGCUGGGCCCGCCUCAACGACACGGAGCGCGCCUACGCGCAGCUCCGCUACGCAAUCAGUGUCAAUUUCGCGGGCAACGGGCUGAGCAUGUAUUCUGCCACCGACCCGCCGUUCCAGAUUGAUGCCAAUUUCGGGUUGGCGGGCGCGGUGCUGAGUAUGCUGGUUGUUGACCUGCCGCUGCCGUACGCCUCCCCUUCCGUGGGGGACGAAGAGGAUGUCAGGACCGUGGUCCUCGGACCCGCUAUCCCGGCCAGGUGGGGCAGCGGGAGCGUAAAGGGGUUGCGGAUCCGGGGCGGCGGGGUCGUUGACUUUGGAUGGGAUGAGCAGGGGGUCGUGAAUGAGGCUGUAGUGAGGUCUCGGAGCAGAGCAGCGGGAGGCCGCAAGGUUCGGAUUGUGAACAUUCAGGGGAGGAUUUUGGCUCAGAUUUGA